This is a messenger RNA of Aspergillus vadensis CBS 113365, 955 nucleotides long. Its product is annotated as putative IgE binding protein. Bases 1 to 582 code for a protein of 193 amino acids. The record is from RefSeq and is a predicted model, not a curated record. The transcript is spliced from 2 exons. NCBI's taxonomy places the organism in Eukaryota, Fungi, Ascomycota, Eurotiomycetes, Eurotiales, Aspergillaceae.
AUGAAGUUCACCCUCGCUUCCACCCUCCUCCCCCUCCUGGCCGCCGCUGCCCCCGCCCAGCAGCGCGACUCCAACUCUUCUACUCCCUCUACCUUCGGCAUCAUGUCCGCCCGCUCUGGCUCCCCCAUCCACCUCCUCCCCUUGAACGCCAACAGCGGUGGUUUUUACCUGGGCGGAAACACUUCUUCUUACUGCCCCAUCUCUUCCGGCUGCCCCGCUGGUACUGAGACCGUUUUUGCUGGUGAUGGCUCUGCUUUGGACGUCGAAGUCCCCGGCGGCCAACAAGUCUACGUCGCCCCCAGCGGUGCCCUGACCUUCACCGUCCCCCACUCGGCCUACAUCCCCGCUGGCUCUUCCACCGGCCCCUUCAAGUACACCCCCGGCAAGCCCUUCGGCACCUGGACUUUCACUGGUGCCGGUGCCACGGGCUUCAUGGCUUGCCCGGACGAGGGUAACAAGUGGCAGGUGUUUGCCGCUACGAAGAAUGCUACUGUGCCUAGUGGCAAUGUUGCUGACUGCUUGGGCUUUGAUGCCUUGGCUGUUGCUACUAAUGGUUCGGUUGCUGCUUGGGAGUACAUCUGAAUGAGUACUAUCUGGUAGUGGUAGGAUAAUAGUGGGGUAGAAUGGGGGAUGGGGUGGUUUAUAGUUGUGGUGUGUAUAGAGUGGAAUAGUAGGGUUUGUGGUUGUUUUGUAUAUGUAUGUAUGUUAAUGUCAUUAAUGAUUCGUUGAUGUUGUGAUUGAUUGGGUUUAUUGUAAUAUUUGGUGGGAGGGAGUAUAUUUAUUAUGAUAUUGUCAGUCAUAACAGUGUCAUGCGUUCUAUAAUAUAGUACGAAGUAGAGUGUAAAUAGCUUAUGGGUAUGGUAUGGUUAAUUCCUCCAUAUCCGCACCGCCUUGUCCUUCCCCCCACUUCCCACCUUCUGUCCAUCCGGACUCCAAUCCACCGCAAAUACCUCGU